CAGAACCGGGGACGUCCCGCCCGCGGCGCCCGCUCCCGCCGCCACCUCCGCGCCCGCCGGCGCCGCGCCGCCGCCCUCUGACAGCGCCCGGUGCCGAUACCGGCAGGGCCUUUGCACUGAAGCCAAGUGAAGAACCUCAUAACUGUGCUACGUGCCCUGCAACUCAGCGAAGACUUUCAGCAAAGCACUCCUGCCCCGAGGAAGGACCUCCAGCACCGCUGAGCUCUGUGCCCUGCCCUAUCUGCCCAUCCCCACAUUGAGGCAGGUGCUCAGCAGCUGCUUUUCUCCUGUCCCACCUGACUGCUCCCCACCAUGUUCCAGCGUCUCACCAGCCUCUUCUUCAGUGACAGCAGCACACCAGAGGGCCUGGAGGAGCCCAAACCCUUUGUCUCGGAGGAGGAGGAGGAGGAUGGAUGGCUCAUAAUCGAGCUUGGAGGCGGUGCUGCCCACCCCGGUGCACAGCGGCGGGCAGGGGCUGGUGGCCACGGGUGCUCGGUGCGGCCCCGUCCGGCGCCACCACCUGCCUCGCCACCGGCCCCGGUCCCAGCUCACACCGGCAGCCCCACGCCCACCCUGCCCAGCCCCUGCUUGAUGGACGAGAGUUGGUUUGUCACCCCUCCCCCCUGUUUUACUGCAGAGGAGCCCGGCCCCGACGGCGUGGGCAGCAGCCCGAUGGAGGACCUGCUCAUCGAGCACCCCAGCAUGUCUGUCUAUGUCACCAGCACCCUCGAGCUGGAUGCAGAGGGACCUCAGGACGAUGCUGCUGGGGAGGUGCCGGAGCCCCGGCUGGAGCGGCACGCGCCGCACCGCAGCGCAUCGCUGUCAGUGAAGGCCGCCGUCCUGGAGAAGAUCAGCCAGGCACGGCGCGUGCAGCGAGCCAAGCAGCUGGCCGAGAAGCCGUGGCUCAGCCAGAAGGCGCUGCAGCGGCAGGACCGGGCCCGCCAGCGCCCGCCCCGCCGGGCCCGCCAGCGCACGGGGAGCUUCCUCCACCAGCCCUGCCAGCGCCACUGCAACUACUGACCUCGCCCCGGCAUCCGCCGGCGGGGCUCGGCCUCCCACCGCCGCCGGCCCCGGCGCCGCCGCCCCGCGCUCCCUCCGCUCCCCUCACCUCUCCGGGCCGCCGCUCGGCGUGGUGCGGACGGUGGAGCAGCGCGGCGCUCUGCGCUGAGCCCUGCCGGCCGCUACCCCGAAACAGCCCUUCCCUAAACCCGUGGAGAAUCCCGAUGGUUGCGUCCUGAGGAGCUGUGACAUCAGUGCCUUUCUUCACGACGUCGUACUCCUCCAGGUGAACAGACCGCGAUGUCACGAUGCCGAGCAGAAGUGGCGAAAGGGACAGAGGCGAGAUUUGGUGUUUGAGGGGAAAAAAGACGACGCUGUAACUGAUGAUGCUUCCUCCUCCCGUCCCUGCCGGCAGAGCAGAGCACAGGCGGAGCUGCUGUCGCUGCUGCCGGCAGCGCUGCUGGGCCCUCGGCGGCUCCAUCUAGGCAAAACCAGCAAUCCCUCUUCCUGCCCAAAAUUCUUCAUUGCGUUUUUACCACACUAAUAUGAAAACCCCACUGCCGUUUGCUUCAGAAAGCCAGGGGGGCUCCGCGUUCUGUGUUUUUAAAGACAACUUUACCAGAAAUCUCAGGAAACAAAGCACUGAGCCGGGAGCUGCUGGAGCCCUGCUGGGUGGUGGCGGCCAGGCGCUGGUGCGGCGCGGGAACGUCGGCAGAUCCCCGCAGCCUCCAUCUGCGUGCCCGAUGCCACCACGAGCAGCCACAGCUCCUGUGCUGUGCGAGCCAAGGAACAUCAGCUGCCCUGCGCCACCCCCAGCAGCAGAGCACAGAAGGGACCCGCGCAGACCCCCAGGUGGCAGAAGCAUGUUGGAGCUGGUGGCAAGAGAAUGUGAAGGAAAGGAUGGAAACCAGUGGUUGCAGCAUGAGGCCAGGCAGCAGGAGGGCUGCAGGCUGGAUCUGUGCCACAGAGGGAGCCCUGCCUGCCCCCGCCAACACUGUGUCGCUGAUGGCAGCCACCUCCAGGCCUGGGCGAUGCUUGUUGGUGCUGCUGCAAUCAGGCUCCUCCUGGCACCCAGUGCCGGCCCCUGGAACUUGCUGCCCUUCACCAUUGGGAACUCCUGGAAUGGUGGCGUAGGAGCUGCUUUUAGGCAAUCGUUGUAGGCCCAACCUCAGACUGCUGACUUUAUUUUUUUAAAUGAGAGAAAAACCCACCCCCAGACCCUCCUCCAGUGAGCGGCCUCCCAGGUCCCUGAGUGCGGACGUGGUUGGCACUGCUUGCCUGCAGGGCUUACCUUUAGCUCUGAUGACACCGUGAUCCCAAAAGCACAGGAAGAAUGGAAAUUUAUUUCAAAUGCUUUUAUUCUAAGCCACACAUUGGAGCCUUCCAGAUUCAAUUCUUCCAGGCCAGUUACUCGUUCCGGUCCUGCUGGGCACAGCGCUGGCUGCCAUGCUGCUGGGAGCCCAGUGCCGGGCAGUCCCAUUUCUAACAGGAACCCCCAUUUCAAACUCGCCUUUCUAAUUUCAGUAGCAGGCAGAGUAAAAGUUCUGAGGCAGAAAACAGGCAGUUCUGUUGUGCUGCUUUUCCAGCUGUUCUGGUACGCACAGAGCUGCAGAGCUUGUUCCCAGAGCAGAGCAGGAGCGAGCUGGGGGUCAGUGCCUCAUCCUGCCCACCCUGGGCACAGUCAAGAUGCGCAGUUUCAUUUCUGUACCGGAGACUGAUGGAUGGAUGAUUCCUUGAGAAGAAAGUUUACAUCCUUCGGCUUCCUUGGCUUCACGUGAAAUGCCUUUUUAUUUCUGAAGUGAUCCCUGGUACAAACUGGGAGCACUGCUCUCGUAGGAAUGUGGCCACAGGCGCUGCUGAGGAUGACGGCACUUUUCUCGGGCACUUCGGUGUGGUGAGGAGGGCUGGGUUUGAUACCUUGAGUCACAUCCCACGCUCCUGCUCUCUCCCAGAGCUCUGGAUAAUAUCCCCGUUGGCAAUGCCUUCAGAGGAAGAAUUUUUUCUCUAGCCCAAAUGCACAUCAAGAAGCUAACUGCCAGCAAUUCCUGCCUCCCAGCCAUCUCAACCUGCUGUAAGUUCUGCGCAUCUGAGCAGCCACCAGUCCCAAUGGCCCCUGCAAGGAGCUCCCAAAGCCAAGGCUGGGGGAUCCACCUCCACCCCUCUGCAGCUCAGAGGUGCAGAUGGGCACUGUGCAGCCCCUGGGCCGAAUGCUGCCUCAUGCACACUGUGUGUCUUGUGUCCACUCCGCUGCUUGCAAGCGUUGCCCCCUAGGAGACUCCUCACCAUGUCAACACUCUGCUUCCUGCUCCUCCUGGCACCAGGGCAUCCGCAGCCCCUGCAGAGCCCUCAGUGGUUCCCAUCAUCUGUUUCAAACGGCAAAUGCUGUUGCUCCGUCCUGUUUUGGGGAAGAGACUGCAGAAUGUUCUGUUUUCCUUUCAUCUUUCUGUGCCAGUCUGACACAUCUGUCAUCACGCUGCUCCCGACCAACACAGGAAAAAAAGUGGAACUACUAUCACACUUUUCAUCAAUAAUAUCUUUAUAAAAGGUUAAUAAAUUAUUAACAGUGUUCUAAUGAAGAGGUUAAUCCAGAGACGUAGCAUCCCAUGGGCGAGUGGAGUGCACUUACUAUGGUGAAUAGGCUCCUGUGGUUCCCCCCUCUGUUGUUUGCACACUUGCUCAUGUAUUAAUAUCUAUUAAUCACUGAUUAACCCCGUACACAGUGUGGAUUCACUUCUCGCACUUUGUGACCGACACUUCUGUUGCUGUGGCAGAGACACCUUUGAACUGCACUUUGCAGAAGACCUGUGCUGCUCCUGUCCUGUCCAACGGUGAUCACUACAGCCAGCCUGAUACCAAAUCUCCUGCCCCACUGUUCUAAGAUCAAGGAAAACCCUUCGCACUGAGGUGACGAGCCUCCUUGAAUCUUAAAACAAAUGAAAGGUGCUUAAAAACUGAGAACUUUUUGGUGUGCACAGGUGUGCACGUGUAAAUAUUUUCAAACCCGGUGUGGAUGUUCAGUAGGUUGUUUUGGGGUUUUGAGUUUUUAGUUUUUUGCAUCCGGUCUUUUUGAUUUGUCAGUAGCUGUGUGGUGCUCCUGGCGGGAGGGGAGCACAGAGCAGAGAGAGCUGUGGCCGCGUCCUGCUUGGGCAGUGGGGCGAGUUCUUGGCUUUGUUUUGUUGUGCAGGGGGAAGCUGCAGCGUGGGCUCAGGGACAAAUGAGUUGGCUGGGGCCCAUCAUGGGGUGCUUUUCUGGACACCUCCAUUCAGACGUGGGUUCCGUUGCUGCCCAUGAGGCCGUGGUUACUCACCUGUGCAGAGCUGUAGGGCUGUGUGCACUGUGUCCCCUGGGCAGCGUGGAGUGGGGAUGUGUGGGCAUGGGCAUGAGAGCAGUAGCUGCAUCCUUGUGCUGUGUUAUCUCCGAUUCCCUUGUGUUUAUCCCCAGAUCCACGUCGUACUGCUAGAAUGGAGCAGGCCAGUUCUGCUGUAAAUAACCCAGCGCAGACUGACGCCUUGAGAAAGCCCCAGGAUUUGGGCAGCCAGAUGGCACCGUCUGCUUCUGUGCAGCAGUGUGAGGCACUGGGGUCAGAGAGCAAUGCUGGAGCAGGCAGGCAAGGAUUGCUUUUGCCACUCUGGCAGCUCAGCGCAGCCACGUCCUGCUGUCCAGUUCUGGCUCUGGCACUGGGAGCCGCAAAGUGGGGCAGAGGGCUCUGAAAAACGCAGCCACAAAUGUGCUUUCCAAAACAAGUGCUGUGAAGGCUCGCUGUAGGGAGGAAAUGGUUCUUUCCACAAGAGUCAGCUUUUCUAUAAUGGAGAAGGCUUCAUGCAUAGCUCAUCCCAAAGAUCACCUCCACAGGAGUAUUCACUGUACCUCCAGGCACGUUGCUAAUGAAUAGGUAAUUCUAUGUUUACAUCUUCUCUAUUCAGCCCCACCGGGCAGGAAGACGCACAGUCCUGUUCUGCUCAGAGCGAGAAAAUGCAGAAAUAACACUGCACUGAGGCUUGAGACACUAAUGGCACAGCUUCGUGAUUGCUCCCACAGAGGCUCAGCAUCAAUUCCAGUGCCUGGCAGCACCCAGGCCUCCCCUGAAUUCCCACGGUUAGAGCAGGCCUGCAGAGGUGUGCCUUGAUUUCACUUUGAUUCCAGCUGCCAGUGGUUCAAAGUCGUGAAUAUUACCCCAUGUAAUCCAGGGCUCAGUCCUUGUUAUGUUAAUGUGACCACAGCGUCUUCCGGCCUCAGGCCACGUUGUCCACGCACCAGGAGGGCCUUUGUGCUUCUUAGAAGAGGUCCGUCUUUAUUGAAAACUACAACUCUUUCUUUAUGACGUGAGGCAGAACAAACCGUGCAGCUCUGUGGAAGAGCGAAGCUGUGCCGUGCUGUAUUUCUUCCGUUCUGCCCUGCAGGCAGACGAGGUGUGGGGUAGGGUUAGGGUUAGGGUUAGGGUUAGUGCACUGCACUGGGGGUGUUGCUUUUCCAGCUCAGUCACCAAAAUGCUGUUAAAGGGAGUCUGCCACACACCCUGUGCCUGUCAGCGUGUGAGCUCACAGUGUGCAGACCUGACAGGAGCUUUGGCUCCACUGCAGCUGACAGCACAGCUCCUGCCGCUGCUUUGCAUUGUCUGUGCAGCGGGGCUGGGGGGGGCUAGAAUAUUUUAUUCCCUUCAAACGGAGGGGGAAAGAAACCAGCACUGUAAAUUCCUGCUUGUAGCUUAAAACCAGGCUGUGCAGCCAUGGGGAGCCCCACGCUCCUCCACUCCUUCACCUUCCCCACUCACACUUAUUGGAAGCUGGUCGCAGGCGUGCCCAGGUCUUGCUAAAUCUUUUCUUUAGCUCUGUUUCAUCACAGUUACACUUUGGGAAAGCGGGGGGUGGGAAAGUGCAAGGCGUAACAAUAAAAUAGUAAUAGUCGUUUUUUUUUCUUGUAUCAUAAAUAUACCCGUACGGAGCAAUGGAGCAUUGCAACAUUUUAUUUAUAUGUAUCAGCCCUACGACUAGGUAUUCUGCUUGUAAAACUCACCUACACUUACUUAUUGUACAUCUCUGUGCUGUAUGACUGUGUAUGUGCCUUUCACCCUUUUUUCAUGGUCUGUCAUUUUUUUCUUAAACAACUGCAGAACUUGAAUAAAUUAGCGAACCGCAGUUAAAAGUCCUAUGCAAGGGAUGACUGGGAAUUACAUUUUCAAUGCUGCUGCGUUUCCACGUUGCUUUAAAAAGCAGGCACUGGGAUCCGCAGAGAGCCUCACAGGAAGAACGCCCCCGAAGCCCCCUUUCAGCUGCUAAAUCCGCCGGGCAGCUUUGAGGCGCUCAGCCCCCAGCACGGCUCCGCACCGCUCCGUGCGUGAGGCCGGGCGCUGCCCCAGGACAGCGCUCCACGUCCGGCUCUGCCCUCCACGUGCUCUCCUGGAGAGAAAGCGCUGCCAGGGCUGAGCAGGAUGCCUUACACCUUCGCUCGGAUGCUGAGCGGGUUGGGGCGCGGCGGAGCCCCGCUGUGCAGCAGUGCCCACCGUCACGUCCUGCCGCAGGGGACCCGGCGCUGCCCAAUGCCUUACACCGGUGGGACGACACUGACACCGCGAUUUGGGAGAGGAGGAAAAAAGCCCCACAUUUUCUACAUCACCGAUGCUGUAGGACCGAACGCUCGUUCAAAACGCUAAGGGAAAUCGUCCUCUGUGUGUGUUGAUGUGUUAAAUCGAUGUAAGCGAGGUUAGUAGGGGAAGGGUGUCUAAUGCUUGUAGGACUUUGUUUAAUGUUUGCCGCGUGUCAACAGACUGAGGGACACGGCUGCCUGGAACACGUUACGUAGUGAGCCUGUGCGUGUGUAACCUGGGUUCGGUUGUUAGAUUGUAAUGCCGUCUUUUGACUGAAAAAAAAUCUAAUAUAAAGAAAAAACACAAGAAAUAAAAAAAUAUAUAUUUAAAAUCUA
This is a messenger RNA of Lagopus muta (rock ptarmigan), 6918 nucleotides long. RefSeq names its product tumor protein p53 inducible nuclear protein 2 (gene TP53INP2). The transcript is spliced from 4 exons. Gene Ontology annotation, biological process: autophagosome assembly; positive regulation of DNA-templated transcription. Lineage: Eukaryota; Metazoa; Chordata; Aves; Galliformes; Phasianidae. Bases 313 to 1020 code for a protein of 235 amino acids. The record is from RefSeq and is a predicted model, not a curated record. Gene Ontology annotation, cellular component: autophagosome; nucleus.